Molecule: messenger RNA, 1890 nt
Organism: Culicoides brevitarsis
Lineage: Eukaryota; Metazoa; Arthropoda; Insecta; Diptera; Ceratopogonidae
Exons: 5
Coding region: 53-1768 (571 amino acids)
Cellular component (GO): nucleus
Source: RefSeq, a predicted model, not a curated record
UUGUGUUGGUCAAGUCAAUUGUGAGUUUUUUUCAAAGAAUUUUUUUGUCAAAAUGGGCGUUAGAGGCUUAAAAUCUCUCAUGGAAUCCGCCGUACCGGAUGGAGCGAGAAACGUAAAUAUCGAAGAAGAGAUUCAAAAUUAUAAAAGGUCCAAUGGCGGUAAAUCCCCAAUUUUAGCGAUUGAUUUGGCAGCUCUUGCUUACCUCUUGUCCUCCGUUGAUAAUGCCACAGUUGGAAUGCGAGCAAAUAUCGUCCUCGAAAAAGCUACGGAAUUUUUCAGUCGUCUCAAGAACUUUGGAGCUUCAUUAACUUUUUUCGAUACAGGCACAAUUCUUCCAACAAAAGAAACAAAUUAUUUUAUUCAACGCAAAGAAGCAAAAGCAGCCAAACUCGAAAUUUUAAGGGACUUGGAAUCGAAAAUGCCACUUCAGGAUUUGCUCAAGAAGCACGAUAAUGAAUUUCGUGGAUCAUCAACGAUUGUUCCGCUGCUGAAGGAAGUUGCAAGAAACUUUGGAAACAUUUACGCGCCAUUUUUUGUCGAAAAACACACCAUUAUGGCGGGUUUUGCAACGAAGAAAAAUGCAUUCGCUGUCUUGGGAAACGACACAAAUUUCCUAAUUUACGGCAAAAAAUGGAAAUUUUGGUUCAUGGAUAGUAUCGACUUUAAAAAAUUCGUGAUUCGGGAAUACAAUUCGCUUGCAUUGAUGGGAUAUUUGAACUUAACAAAGGAACAAAUGCCACUUUUUGCAACGUUAGCAGGUAACGGCAUCAUUUUAAACGAAGAUUUUGAGGCAUUUCACGGAAAACGAGGUGUGAAAAAACGAGUUGAAAAAGUAUCGGAAUUCGUAAGGAGUCAAAGAUUUCCUUUAGGGUCCAGAGAUAUUGAUCGUAUUGUCAAAUACGUGUUCCGUAACAAGGCAAAUAGUCAAAUUAGAACAAAAAUUCAGGAAAGUUUGGAUUCGUAUGACUUUAUGAAAUCAAUUGCUCCUGAAACGGAAAAAGAUCCGUUUUUGAAGAGGUUGAUGAGUCAAGAAUGGGCAAAGCAUUACGAUAUUCUCAAAAAAAUACCACAAAUUUGUUUGUCUUCGUAUGUUGAUAUACGCGAACAAGACUUUGAAAAGCCCUUUAGUGAGCUCAUUAUCACUUUAUUGCGACGUCACAUGGGGAUUUUGUGGCAACAUAAGCGAGAACCCAACAUGACACUUGAUGUUUUUGUGAGUGCAUUUCAAAAUCGUCCCGCUGGAUGUAUCCAAGUCGAAGCUGAAUAUCCUAAAAUUCAAGUACCUCCAUUGGAAAAUUUAAUUUUUCGUGCUGAAACUGAUGGUUUGGACUCGAUUCGACAAGAUCUCCUAAAAUUUGUCAUUGGAAUUGGUUUGGAUGUUACAGAACUUUUCACUUUCGACAAGAAAUUCAUACCCACAAUUGCCUUACUUUACUAUUUCGUGAAGGAAGCAGGGCUCAAAAUCGAAGAAGCGGAUAUUUUUCUUCUUUCCAUCUACGAAACUGUCAACGAAAAGUACAAAGCACACGAAUUAACGUUCCCCGAAACCCUCGAUUUGCGUGCUUUCAAAAUUGUCUUUCUCUUUAUCAAGAUACAACGAGUGCUUUUGCCAAUUUUUGCGACACUCGGUUAUCGCGAAAUGGCGAAACAUGCGUCAUUUGAUGGAUUGCAUUUUCAUCUGUUGUGGCAGGAAUGGCGAAAAUUGAGUAGCAACGAACGAGAGGAACGAUUGUCUUGCAUUCAAAAAUUGCGCUUGUACGACAAUUGAUUAUUUGGUAUUCAGAGCUCGCGCCAUCCAUUAAUUACAUCAUUGUGUCGUUCCGUUUUUGAAAAUAUGACAAUGUUUACUUGAAAUUUUAAUAUUUUUACAUCAUUCAAUUAAUAUAAAUA